CUUGCGCAAGAAAGUGAAAAAUUUUCAGGUCUCCGGCUGACCGGGAAUUAGAGGUUUUGUAUCGUUGUAAAACUGGAAAAAUACCACUUUUCUGGUGUAGAAAAUGUCGACCUAUCUUGCUCUCCGAGCACUUCUUAGUCCGAUUGCCCGGAAGACGGUGGUACAGAUCCUCUCGACCGGCAAUGGGUUAAAUGUGGUGCGCAGAUCAGCUCCGGCUUUACGAGCGGUACCGGUGCGGUUCUACGCCGAGAAGGAGGUAUUCAAGCGCGACAAACCGCAUUGUAACGUCGGUACCAUCGGUCAUGUCGAUCACGGUAAAACGACCCUUACGGCGGCAAUCACAAAGGUGCUGGCCGACAAGGAUCUGGCGGAGAGCAAAAAGUACACCGACAUUGACAACGCGCCGGAGGAAAAGGCGCGCGGUAUCACGAUCAAUGUGGCGCAUAUCGAGUAUCAAACGGAAAAUCGCCACUACGGCCAUACGGACUGUCCGGGGCAUGCGGAUUACAUUAAGAACAUGAUCACCGGUACGGCACAGAUGGACGGUGCGAUCUUGGUAGUGGCCGCAACAGACGGUGCGAUGCCUCAGACUCGCGAACAUUUGCUGCUGGCGAAGCAGAUUGGUGUCAACCACAUUGUUGUGUUCAUCAAUAAGGUGGACGCCGCUGACCAGGAGAUGGUCGAUCUGGUGGAGAUGGAAAUUCGUGAGCUUAUGUCGGAGAUGGGCUUCGAUGGUGAUAACGUGCCGGUCAUCAAGGGAUCGGCGCUCUGUGCGCUGGAAGGCCGUGAACCGGAGAUCGGUGCCAAUGCCGUUAUGAAACUGCUCGAGGAGGUGGACAAGUACGUGCCGACGCCGGUUCGUGAGCUGGACAAACCAUUCCUGCUGCCGGUGGAAUCCGUGCACAGCAUUCCUGGUCGUGGUACUGUAGUUACCGGACGUCUGGAGCGUGGUACGCUCAAAAAGGGUCAGGAAUGUGAAUUCGUUGGAUAUAAUAAGGUGAUCAAAUCUACCAUCACUGGCAUUGAGAUGUUCCACAAAAUCCUCGAGGAAGCACAUGCCGGUGAUCAGCUUGGUGCGCUCGUGCGUGGCAUCAAGCGCGAUGACAUUAAACGUGGUAUGGUGAUGUGCAAGCCGGGUACCAUGAAAGCCAACGAUAACUUCGAGGCGCAGGUGUACAUUCUCAGCAAGGACGAAGGUGGUCGCCACAAACCCUUCACCAGCUUCAUCCAGCUGCAGAUGUUCUCGCGUACGUGGGAUUGUGCGACGCAGGUGCAAAUCCCGGGGAAGGACAUGAUCAUGCCGGGUGAGGACGCUAAGCUGCAGCUGAGGUUGAUGCGCCCGAUGGUGCUAGAGCAGGGACAACGGUUCACGCUGCGCGAUGGACACAUUACCCUCGGUACCGGGGUGGUCACAAAGCUACUCAAUCCUCUCACCGAAAAAGAGCGGCUGGCACUGACGGAAGGCAAGAAAGCCCGCGAAAAGGCUGCCAGUGGCAAGGCGUAAAAUCGCUGCAACGGUGCUUUUAAUGUGAAAGUAUGUUUAAUGUUAAGGAACGGAGAAUUUAAGCUAGUUGUUUAGAUGGAAAACCUAUUCGGAAAUGAACCGCCCCGAUUACUCUGCGGGAAACUAACCAAUCUAUUGUGUAUUACAACU
Molecule: messenger RNA, 1654 nt
Organism: Anopheles coustani
Lineage: Eukaryota; Metazoa; Arthropoda; Insecta; Diptera; Culicidae
Gene: mEFTu1
Product: elongation factor Tu, mitochondrial
Exons: 3
Coding region: 104-1504 (466 amino acids)
Biological process (GO): mitochondrial translational elongation
Cellular component (GO): mitochondrion
Molecular function (GO): GTP binding; translation elongation factor activity; GTPase activity
Source: RefSeq, a predicted model, not a curated record